CAUACACAGGCUGGAUGGCGCACUCUCAUUGAGAGCGGAGAGACAGGAGGGAAUGACAGGACUGUCAUCUGUCUAAAGAAAAUUAAAAAUUAAAAAGCACUUCUAGUGUUCCUGAUGUUUUUAACCUUUCGUUUGGCAACACAUCGCAGUUCCUAGACAGAGGUACAUCUCUGAGCCAGUAGAGGAGGAUUUGUCUCACUAAGGAUUAAACCCACAUCUCCAGUAUCUUCAAACAAUUUGAACAAUCACGCCAGUAGGAAGAGUCAAGGAACAAAUCAUCAUGGGGACGCGAGGCCUGCUACUGGCCUGUGUGGCAGUAGCCAUUUUAGUUAAUCUCUCUAGUGCUGGCCUGGUGAAAAGAGUAAUUAGACACAGAAGAGAAUCGCUGUCACCAACCACUGAGAACUUGACCCUCCCAAGUCCUGAUCAGCCUGUGGUUUUUAACCAUGUAUACAACAUCAACGUUCCCUCUGGAUCACUGUGCUCUGUGGACUUGGAUUCACCUGGAACAACACAAUUGAAGCCAAAAUCGGCCAAUCUGCCAUCUGACCAACACAUAGGACACACCACAGACGGAGAGAAUCAGAUUGUUUUUACGCAUAGGAUUAACAUUCCCAAGCAAGCUUGUAGUUGUGAUAACCACAUGCCCGACCUGAAGAAUCUUCUGAAUAGGCUUGAAAUGCUAGAAGCAGAGGUAUCCAGUCUAAGAGAGCAGUGCACCAGUGGAACAAGCUGUUGUGGUGCUCAGGUUACAGCAGGUGAAGUCACAACAAAUCCCUACUGCAGUGGCCGUGGCAACUACAGCACUGAGACCUGCAGCUGUGUGUGUGAGCCCGGUUGGAAGGGAGUCAACUGCUCUGAGCCAGAAUGCCCAAACUUUUGCCAGGAUCAAGGCCGUUGUGAAGACGGCAAGUGUGUCUGCUUCGAGGGCUUUGGCGGUGAGGACUGCAGCAUCGAGCUGUGCCCUGUGGAUUGUGGUGAGAAUGGAGAGUGCAUCGACGGAGCUUGCAUCUGUGCAGAGGGCUUUAUCGGUGAGGACUGCAGUUUGACCAACUGCCUAAACAACUGCCUUGGCAGGGGGCGUUGUGUGGAUGACGAAUGUGUAUGUGAAGAGCCUUGGACGGGCUUUGACUGCUCUGAGCUCAUCUGUCCCAAUGACUGCUUCGACCGUGGCCGCUGUGACAAUGGAACCUGCUAUUGUGAAGAGGGCUUUACUGGGGAGGACUGUGGGGAGCUUACCUGCCCCAAAAACUGCAACCACCAUGGCAGGUGUGUCAAUGGACAGUGCGUCUGCAAUAUUGGCUACAGCGGUGAUGACUGCUCCAAGUUAACCUGCCUCAAUGACUGCAGUCAGAGAGGGCACUGCUUCAACGGGAAGUGCAUAUGUGACCCUGGGUUAGAGGGCGACGACUGCAGCAUUCUUUCCUGCCCUGACAACUGCAAUGACAGGGGACAGUGCGUAAAUGGUGAGUGUAUUUGUGAUGUUGGGUAUGAAGGUGAUGACUGCUCUGAACUUUCUUGCCCCAAUAACUGUCACGAUCGUGGCCGAUGUGUCAAUGGGAAAUGCAUUUGCAAAAUGGGCUUUACUGGAGAAGACUGCAGUAUCAAGACCUGUCCCCAUGACUGCCAUGGACGCGGAGAGUGUGUAGACGGCAAAUGCGUUUGCCAUAAUGGCUUUGCUGGAGAACACUGUGGCAUCAAGACCUGUCCCUAUCACUGCCAUGGACAUGGACAAUGUGUGGACGGCAAGUGUGUUUGCCACCAUGGCUUUGCUGGAGAAGACUGCAGUAUCAAAACCUGUCCCAAUCAUUGCCAUAAGCGUGGACAGUGUGUGGAUGGCAAGUGUGUUUGCCAUGCUGGUUUUACAGGCCACGACUGCAGCGAAUCGACUUGCCCCAGUGACUGCCAUAACCGAGGACGUUGUGUAAAUGGCCAAUGUGUGUGUAACAUCGGAUUCACUGGGGAGGACUGUGGUACAAAGACGUGUCCCAACAACUGCCUGGACCGUGGCUACUGUGAAGAUGGAAAGUGUGUCUGCUUUGAGGGGUACACCGGUGAGGACUGCUCUGUUCUGACAUGCCCAGCAAACUGCAAUGACCAAGGCCAGUGUCUGAAUGGAAUGUGCAUAUGUGAUUUAGGCUUCACUGGCGACGACUGCUCUGAAAUCUCCCCACCCAGAGACCUUACUGUGACUGAGGUCGAUCCAGAAACAGUGGACCUUGCCUGGGUCAAUGAGAUGCUUGUGACGGAGUAUCUUAUCACCUAUGUGCCUACGGCUCCUGGUGGCUUGGAGAUGGAAAUGAAAGUCUCUGGUGAAAAGAAGACAGCCACUAUUAAGGAGCUUGAGCCUGGCAUAGAGUACCUAAUUAGUGUCUUUGCUGUCCUGAACAGUAAGAUGAGUGUUCCUGUCAGUGCCAGAAUAGCCACACAUCUUCCUGAACCCGAGGGUCUGAAAUUCAAAUCGGUUAGAGAGACCUCAGUGGAGGUGGAGUGGGACCCCUUGAACAUCCCGUUUGAUGGCUGGAACCUCAUCUUCAGAAACACAAAAGAAGAGGAUGGAGAGAUUUUGAACUCUCUCACCCCUCCUGAGACCACCUUUGAGCAGUCUGGUCUUGGACCUGGACAAGAGUAUGAAGUCAAGCUUGAGGUCGUAAAGAACAGCAUCCGUGGACCCCCAGCCAGCAAGAACGUUGUCACAAUGAUUGAUGCUCCCAGCCAGGUGGAUGUGCGUGAUGUGACAGACACUACAGCCCUUAUCACCUGGUUUCAGCCUGUCGCUCAGGUGGAUGGCAUCUCUGUGUCCUAUGGCCCAAACACAGAUUCCUCAGACAGGAAAACAAUCAAGCUUUCCUCCAUGGAUACACAGUACCAUCUGGCUGAGCUGUACCCUGACACAGAGUAUGAGGUCUCUCUCAUGGCCCGCAGGGGAGAGAUGACCAGCUUUCCAGUCUAUGAGACCUUCACAACAGACCUUGAUGCCCCCAAGCAGCUCAAGGCAGUUGAACAGACAGAUGAGAGCAUAACUCUGGAGUGGAAAAACAGCAGAGCCAAUGUCCUCAAUUACCGCGUCAAAUACGGCCCACUUUCUGGAGGGGAGCAUGGAGAACUGGUCUUCCCCAGUGGCCCGCAAGACACCACUCAGGCUAAAAUCACUGGCCUUAGGCCCGGGACGGAGUAUGGAAUGGGAGUGACGUCAAUCAAGGAAGAGCGUGAGAGUUUGCCUGCGACGACCAAUGCUGUGACUGAUCUUGAUGCUCCCAAAGACCUUGAAGUAAGUGAGACCACAGAGACCACAUUGGCACUGGUUUGGAGGAGGCCGGUGGCCAAAAUCGACACCUACGAGCUGGUGUUCACAUCUGCGGAUGGCACAGAAACUGAAUUGGAAGUACCUGGUGCUGCCAAUACCUACAUACUGACUGACCUGAAUGCCGGCAUGCUGUACACCAUUAGCCUGACUGCCAAGAAAGGAAGAAAGAUGAGUGCGCCAGCCACUCUGUCAGCAUCCACAGAAGCUGAACCUGAAGUGGAGCAUCUUUCGGUCUCGGACAUCACCCUGCGCAGCUUUAAACUGACAUGGACAGCACCAGAAGGCAUCUUUGAUACAUUCACUCUCAAAGUCGUCGAUUCUAACAGACUAGGACAACCUCUCCAGAUCAGUGUAUCUGGAGACAAGCGAACAGAAGCGGUGACAGGUCUCAAUGAAGAUACAGAGUAUGAAAUCGAGCUCUUUGGGAUCAUUUUGGGACGGAAAUUCCAGCCCAUUGUGGCUGUAGCUCGAACAGGUCUGGGAACACCCAAGGGGAUACGCUUUUCUGAUGUGACAGAUACAUCAGCUACUGUUCACUGGACUUUGCCCCUUACCCGAGUAGACAGUUACAGGGUCACCUACGUGCCCGUUCAGGGUGGAAGCCCUGUGACACUGAGAGUAGAUGGAGGAGAGUCUCAAGCCAUGCUGCCCAGUCUGACCCCUGGAGUAACUUACCAGGUCACUGUCAUCGCUGUGAAGGGCUUGGAGGAGAGUGAACCAGGAUCUGAUAGAGUCACAACAGCCCUGGAUAAGCCACGAGGUCUGACAGCAGUCAACAUCACUGACACUGAAGCUCUGCUGCUGUGGCAGCCGUCCAUCGCUACUGUGGAUGGAUAUGUCAUCACUUACAGCGCAGACAGUGUGGCUCCAGUGAUGGAACGGGUAUCUGGGAACACUGUGGAGUUUGAGAUGAGCUCACUCACACCUGCCACCUUAUACACCGUUAAAGUCUAUGCUGUCAGAGAAGCAGCCAAGAGCGCUGCAACCACCACAGAGUUCACCACAGAUGUUGAUGCCCCUCAGAAUCUGGCUGCCAGUAAUAUUCAAACAGAGAGUGCCAUGUUGACAUGGAAGCCACCAAGAGCAGACAUCAGCGGGUAUAUUCUCAGCUUUGAGUCCACUGAUGGCAUUGUCAAGGAGGUCGUCCUCAGCUCCACAGCAACAUUUUACAGUAUGUCUUCGCUGACUUCCUCCACGGUGUACACAGUCAAACUGCAGGCCAUCGCUGGGCCAAAGAGAAGCAGAAUCAUCUCUACAGUCUUCACCACCAUCGGAGCAUCCUACAAGCAUCCUAAAGACUGCUCGCAGACUCUGUUAAAUGGAGAAACAACCUCAGGCCUGUACACUAUUUUCCUGCGUGGAGAUGAGACUCAGCCUCUGCAGGUCUACUGUGAUAUGACCACUGAUGGAGGUGGCUGGAUUGUUUUUGUGAGACGGCAGAGCGGUAAAGUGGAGUUUUUCAGAAACUGGAAGAACUACACUGCAGGCUUCGGUGACCUGAAUGAUGAAUUCUGGUUGGGUCUCUCUAACCUCCAUAAGAUCACCUCGUCUGGGCAGUAUGAGCUGCGUGUGGACCUCAGAGAUAAGGGCGAGUCUGCGUAUGCGCAGUAUGACAAGUUUUCAGUCUCUGAACCACGCAGUCGCUACAAAGUGCAUGUUGGGGGAUACAGCGGCACUGCAGGUGACUCAAUGACGUAUCACCACGGCCGUCCAUUCUCAACCUAUGAUAAUGACCACGAUAUAGCUGUCACCAACUGUGCUCUGUCUUAUAAGGGAGCUUUCUGGUACAAAAACUGUCAUCGAGUGAAUAUAAUGGGCCGAUACGGAGACAACAGUCAUAGCAAGGGUGUAAACUGGUUCCACUGGAAGGGUCAUGAGCAUUCCAUCGAGUUUGCAGAGAUGAAGAUCAGACCCGCCAACUUCAGGAAUUUUGAGGGAAGGAGAAAGCGAUCAUAAACCAGUGCACUCCGGCUUGAACCAAUCAACCCUCCUCUGCUGACCAUUUGCCCCUUGUUUCUCCUGCAUCAUCUCAUCCCCUUCAUCUACCAAAGCCACUGCCAGGAGCCCAGCCUGCUCUUUACACUCUCCUAUUCAUGGAGAACAAGUACAAAAAAAUGUUUUCACCCCC
Messenger RNA from Sinocyclocheilus grahami, 5435 nucleotides. RefSeq names its product tenascin Cb (gene tncb). The transcript has 22 exons. NCBI's taxonomy places the organism in Eukaryota, Metazoa, Chordata, Actinopteri, Cypriniformes, Cyprinidae. The record is from RefSeq and is a predicted model, not a curated record. Gene Ontology annotation, biological process: regulation of cell adhesion; neuron projection development. Gene Ontology annotation, molecular function: protein binding. The coding region runs from base 281 to 5263 and encodes 1660 amino acids.